AUGCGGGCACGCCGAUCUGGACAUCUCAACUCAGUCUCGGUUAUUCUUGAUUUUUUGGAAAUGGGCAAUCAGAUCAAGAUCGACACCAUCGAAUUAGAUCGUAAAGAAGUGCCCGAUCAGAAAGCGUUAUUUGGAAGGGUCACUCGUGCCGCGCUGGGACCAACACCAUACGAAGAGCCAGCCCCAUCUCGACAUUCUUCCAACGAUAUCAUCUUGCAAUUCCUUCGAGCAGAAUUCCAAGCAGCAGCAUUGCGCCCUCGAAGAUCAAGGCAUUGUUCGUCAAAGACAGCUUCCCCUCCUCGGCUGGCGCAAACAAACGACUACGACACAAUACCAUCAUGA
Molecule: messenger RNA, 342 nt
Organism: Pseudozyma hubeiensis SY62
Lineage: Eukaryota; Fungi; Basidiomycota; Ustilaginomycetes; Ustilaginales; Ustilaginaceae
Exons: 1
Coding region: 1-342 (113 amino acids)
Source: RefSeq, a predicted model, not a curated record